AUGGCACAACGCAUUGAUGUGCAUCAUCACUAUAUCCCCCCUGCCUAUUUGCAAGCCCUUGAAAAAGCUGGUGGUGAUCCCUCCGGAUGGCCUACGCCUGCGUGGUCCCUUGACAUGGACCAAAAGAUUUGCAAUGAUUGUGAUAUUGGAACAGCAAUUUUAUCCGUGACUGCUCCCGGUACUGGAAUUCUCAAGGGAGCUGAGGCUGCCCGUCUUGCCAGGGAAUGCAAUGAGUUUGGACAGGCUCUGAGAGAGAAAUACCCUAAAAAUUACGGGUUCUUUGCUACGCUGCCGGAUAUUCUUGAUACUGAGGCUACUCUGAAGGAAAUUCAGUAUGCUUUUGAUCAUCUUCAAGCUGAUGGUGUUACUCUCUUUACCCGUUAUGGCAACGGCAAUUAUUACUUAGGACAUCCUGCUAUCCAGCCUAUCUGGGAAGAACUGAACCGACGUGCCGCAGUGGUAUUUGUUCACCCGACUCAUCCGGUGGACACCAAUCUGGUCAACAAAAUGCUUCCCCAGCCUAUGAUUGAUUAUCCACAUGAAACAACUCGCACGGCUGUUGAUCUUAUUACCACCGAUACCGUCCGAAAGUAUAAUAAAUGCAAGAUUAUCUUGUCUCAUGCUGGUGGAAAUCUGCCUUGGCUGGCAAGACGUCCCGCAAUCAUGUUAAAAGAUCUCAAUCUAUCAAACAUGACGCCUGAAUAUUUUAUAGAGAACGCCCGAAUGUUUUACUAUGAUUUGGCCCUGACAGAUUCCUCAUUCGCGCUGCCUCUCCUCCAGAGAUUUGCUCCUUCUGAUCAUAUUCUUUUUGGAAGUGACUUCCCGUAUGCCCCUGACGCUACUGUUAGGCGUUUUAGCAAGGAGCUGAGUGAGGCUAAGCUCUCACAACAAGAUGCAGAGAAGAUCAACCGGGAAAACGCCCUCAAACUAUUCCCUCGCCUUUCCUCUCAGUGA
Messenger RNA from Aspergillus bombycis, 954 nucleotides. RefSeq names its product amidohydrolase family protein. The record is from RefSeq and is a predicted model, not a curated record. The coding region runs from base 1 to 954 and encodes 317 amino acids. Gene Ontology annotation, cellular component: cytosol; cytoplasm. The transcript is spliced from 2 exons. Gene Ontology annotation, biological process: secondary metabolic process. Gene Ontology annotation, molecular function: carboxy-lyase activity; hydrolase activity. NCBI's taxonomy places the organism in Eukaryota, Fungi, Ascomycota, Eurotiomycetes, Eurotiales, Aspergillaceae.